GGGUUUCCCAGGAUCGCUCACGCUUCCAUCGCCGGUGGUCUUGGAGAUGCUGGCAUUAAGUGUUAUUUUGGCCUUGCUGGGUCCCAAAUCAGAAGCAGUAGCGUCCGACCAACCUCCUGCGUUCCAGACUCGUCCGAUAGUCUCCCGCCGCACAAUUGCGCACGGUUCGCCUAAAGCGAGCACUCCUCCGCCCUGCGCGCCCAAUAUACGCAAAACGACUGCAUGGUACAGCGCACGAGACAAUAAGGAUGAGUCAUCUUUGCACCAUGAUGCCAGCCACAGCGACAAAUAUGGAGGCAACGGCAGUCAUGUCACGUCUAGCAGGCGAGCAUUUUUGAACCAUGUGGCUGGAGCAGCAGCAGUGACAACAGCAGCAGCAGGAGGGACGCUGCCGAGCUUUGGCGCGACAGCUCGGGGAGUGGAGGAAGUGAAGAAGGGGAUUGAAGCAGACUUUCUUUCAAGGCGGUACUACGUUACUGGUGAUUUGACUCCGUCUCUCUACCGGCCUGACUGCCUCUUCACCGAUCCUACCACAAGAGUUGAAAGCGUCGAGAGAUACACGGCGGCGGUCAAGCUUCUGUUCGACCCUGACAACGCUCAGGUCGAUCUCCUCUCCUUGGUAAUAAAGGAUGACACCCAUAUUUUCGCGGAGUGGCGACUUCAAGGCUACCUGAAGUUCCCCUGGCACCCAUACGUGAAGCCGUACACCGGAACAACGCUGUACACGCUCGAUUCUAACGGUUUGAUAUCUCUUCAUGAGGAGACGUGGUCUAUCUCAGCGCUGGAAGCAGCUCGGGCAACGAUAACCCCGACAGCGGGGCCACAGGCAGCGAUGGAAUCAUCAUAGACAUCAACAAUCGCGCGGGAAUCGGCCAUCUACCAUGAAGGGCCUCAAAAACAACGUGGCCACGGGGUGGAGGAAGCUGGAGACGGGGGAAUGAAGCGAAGACUCCGUUCUAUUGUUUCGUUCCCGCCCAUCUCAAGGUUCAUUCUGCACAAGAGCUGGGCCAGGCGAUGGGGUGUCGUAACUUGAGCCGGGAGGACAUCUCACAUUUUUGAAGAUUUUGCAUUGUUGUAACAAUCGGUUGCCUGAUCGACCUGCUUUCGUAUCGGUCCAACACUCAAUGUGAUUGUGUCUCCUUUUGGAUGCUGCUCAGUGGGUGUACGCUCUCGUUCUCGCGCAAGCUAACCCAGGUUACGCGAAUGCAUAAAGCUUCUUCAAUGCGAUGCGGACGUCCACAUUGGUAUGUAGGGGGACUGUUUCUUGGCUAGCGCCCCUCGAACUGGUUGGUCAUAUUUGAGUUAGGAAGGACAUACAAGGAGUUAUUUUGCGCUAUUGACUAGAAACGUGACACAGCAUACUCAUUGGCCCACACGGCGGGCACUUGGUGUAUGUCAUCCCUCGCAUAUAUGCCCACCGGGCAGUGGUCUAGAUUACGUUAACUUCUUGGCGUCUGAUGAAGAGAUACAUGGGC
Molecule: messenger RNA, 1475 nt
Organism: Ectocarpus sp. CCAP 1310/34
Lineage: Eukaryota; Phaeophyceae; Ectocarpales; Ectocarpaceae
Source: the annotation of a GenBank genome assembly